This is a messenger RNA of Gadus morhua (Atlantic cod), 1703 nucleotides long. RefSeq names its product paired box protein Pax-3. The coding region runs from base 9 to 290 and encodes 93 amino acids. Lineage: Eukaryota; Metazoa; Chordata; Actinopteri; Gadiformes; Gadidae. The record is from RefSeq and is a predicted model, not a curated record. The transcript has 2 exons.
ACCAGGUGAUGGGACUGAUCAACCCAGGGGGAGUGCCUCACCAGCCCCAGGGCGACUUCGCCAUCUCCCCGCUGACCGGGGGCCUGGAGCCCAACGGCGGCAUGGCGGCCAGCUGCCACGGCGCCCAGCGGCUGGAGGCCCUGCCGGCCCUCAGCAGCAUGCCCACGCUGCCGGGCUCCCAGUCCUACUGCACGCCGGGCUACAGCUCCACGCCCUACCACGCCGUGGACCACCACGCGUCCUACCAGUACGGCCAGUACAGCCAGAGCAAGGUACCCUUCAUCAUCUGAACGCCCACCCCCAUGGAGACCACCACCACCACCACCUCCACCACCUCCACCACCCACCCCCGCCUUCACGAGCCCCUGGGUGAAGGGCGUCUCGGACCCGACCGCUGCACCCUACCACCUUUGGGACAAACCUUAGUACAAAGCACCACCCGUCACCCUCGCUGUUUCACCACCCCCUGCAAGGAGAGCGGAGGAUAUUGGUCAGGGGGGGCUGAGCAUGUGGACAGAAUAGAGGAGUCGAUGGCCAAGGAGGAGGAGGAGGAGGAGGAGGAGGAGGAGGAGGUUGAGGUUGCUGCCUGGAAUAAUCAGGGGCGGCGGUGGAGCCACCCUCUCCGGUUACCUGGCACCCGCUCUGCUCACGCUCCCCGCGUCACGCUCACAGGGCUGUGAGCCAGCGCGCCUGGCUCUCUCUCUCUCUCUCUCUCUCUCUCUCGGUCUCCUCCAUCGGGGGUCGACGAGGGGAACAGGGGCGUGGACGGUGGGCCGGGGGGAGGAGGGGGUGCUGGAGGACGGGGGGGUCCCUCACACGGCAUCAACCAUCAGGAUUUCUGUAUUUAAUGUCGUACUUUUUAUAAUCCGCGGCAGAGACACAAACGGGAACGAACUUCUGUGCGGGCCGCCCCUCGCUCGCCCCCUCGCUCGCCCCUCGCCGGAGACGGGGCCAAGGAGUGUUCGUAUUUAUGCCGGAUCCAUUCCUGCGGAAGGACCCGCGAUCGCUGUUCCUCCUGGGGAGCCGGUCGCCUGUUGGGAAAAUGACAUGUACUUCACCCACUACAUUGCCCUUGUUAUGUUGUCUUUUCUUUCUGCGUUGACAUAGUUUUGAGUGUUUGAUCGUCCAGGGGAGCCCUCGUAGCGUAGCGUCGAACCACACCACAAACCAGCGGCAGAGCCCAAAGUGCAAUACACUCAUACCUCAUGUGAUGUACAUUGACUUGAUCUCACUCAUAACAAUUCCAAAUGUAUAAAUAUAUAUAAAUAUAUGUAAUCUCUUUAAAUGUCUUUGCAUUUGGAAUUUGCUUAAAUUGAUUGCCGACACUAAGGGACUGCUCAUCAGCGAAUAUGAUUACAAAAGUGAUAUCAAUAAGCAACAAAAAAUAGGUUUUGCUAGUGACGGCGUUACACAGAGCUGAGAGUAAAUAUUACUUUUUUUCAUUUUUUUUCUGAAUUUGUAAAAUUAUCAAUUCAUUAGUUCCAUGUUUUAUUUAUUGUGUGUUAUUCAAACAUUUCCUUUACCCUUGUGUUCAUUAUGUAAGCACUCUGUGGCUUAAGUAGUCUUAAAACAAUGAUUAUUUUUUCAUUAUCUCUCUCAACUUUGUAUCCUUUUCAUUUACAGCUGAGUCAAAUGCUUUUAAUGUAAUGUUUUUUUGUAAAAUACAGCACUAUUUACUAUUUAUAAUAAACUAUAUAAAAAUA